This is a messenger RNA of Hipposideros armiger (great roundleaf bat), 634 nucleotides long. RefSeq names its product PIGB opposite strand 1 (gene PIGBOS1). The record is from RefSeq and is a predicted model, not a curated record. Bases 340 to 504 code for a protein of 54 amino acids. The transcript is spliced from 2 exons. NCBI's taxonomy places the organism in Eukaryota, Metazoa, Chordata, Mammalia, Chiroptera, Hipposideridae.
GAGCCGGGAAAGGGAGACUUGCGCCAACUCCCUAAGGUCGUGGUCUCUCCGUGGAGUGCUUCAGGUUUGGACCGCGUCUCUACACUUUGCGACCCGCUUGCCCGCACUUUCCCUUCACUUGGGAUUGCUACCGCCUUUGGUUUUGGGGGUGUGCGCGCGGGGUUCCGGAAACUGCUGGAAGGAACUGGAGUUCACCUUUUCGGGGACCGGUGGAGGCGGGGUCAGUGCCUUGGAGUGAGAGCUGAACUGUUGGCGGUGUCUGAGUGACCUGAAGAGAUUUCCUGAGCAGAGUGUAAUUUUUCAAAACCACCUUUCCACCGUGCGGCGUUUGUUGAAAAUAUGUCUAGGAGAUUGACCCUUCCACAACUUCUUUUUGCUAGCAUCCUUGGAAUUGCUGGAGGAAUAUAUAUUUAUCAACCAAUAUUUGAACAGUAUUCCAGGGAUCAGAAGGAAUUAAAAGAAAAGUUGAAAUUGGCGCAGGAAUCAGAAGAGAAGAAAAGUUAAGACUACAUGGAGUUGAACUGUAAUUGCUUAAAGUUCCAUUGAUAUUAUACAUUGACUAUAAAUAGUCUACUAAAACUUCUCAAAUAUAUUUUAAACAUAAAUAAAUCAUAAAUGAUGAUUUUUAAAACUA